Messenger RNA from Eurytemora carolleeae, 985 nucleotides. Its product is annotated as protein obstructor-E. Bases 50 to 790 code for a protein of 246 amino acids. Lineage: Eukaryota; Metazoa; Arthropoda; Copepoda; Calanoida; Temoridae. Gene Ontology annotation, cellular component: extracellular region. The record is from RefSeq and is a predicted model, not a curated record. Gene Ontology annotation, molecular function: chitin binding. The transcript has 5 exons.
AGAACGAUCUCUAGUUUUGUAUCAGUUCAAGAAGAGAAGUGAAGGAAGAAUGAGACGAACAGCUGCUCUAGUUGCAGCAUCCUGUCUUGUUACAGUUGCGUCAGGCCAGUCCGCCUUCAGAUGUCCCGAACCUAAUGGAUAUUUUGAGGAUAUUCAACAGUGUGAUAAAUACUACGAUUGUCUGGAUGGAGUAGCAGAGGAGAAACUGUGCCCGGACGGUUUAGUUUUUGAUCCUUUCUCCAGAAAGAGAGAACCCUGUGAUCACUAUUUCAAUGUGGACUGUGGAGACAGACUAGAACUACAGAGCCCCAAGGGACCUAGUGAUCUCUGUCCUCGUUUAAACGGAUUCUACUCUCACCCCGACCCUGCUGUCUGUCAUAUCUUCUACGCCUGCGUGGACGGUUUGGCUGAGGAGUACACCUGCUCCUCCGGUCUAUGGUUCGACGAGUACUCCGGAGUGUGCAACUGGCCCGAGACCACCGACAGAACCGAGUGCAAAGCUGAUUCUUAUGCUUUAGAAACAGCCAGUGGAUUCAACUGCCCUGAGAAAGGACCUGCUGAUGAGUUUGGACAGAUUGAUCCCCAUCCCAAGUACUCCGACCCCAACGACUGCGCCAAGUUCUUCAUCUGCUUGAACGGUAUCUCCCCCAGGGAGCAGGGUUGUGAGCUGGGUCUCGUCUAUAAUGAACUCUCUGCACAGUGCGAUGCCCCUGAGAAUGUUCCAGAAUGUAAGGACUACUACGCCUUCCUUGACGAUGAUAAGAAGAGUGUGAACCCGGCCAGGAAGUAAAUCCGGGUCUGAAACCAUCCUUCUUCAUGUGUGGUUUGUAUACGUAGAGAGACUCCCUCUUCAUGUUUGUGAUGAACACUGUAUUUAUUUAUUAUUUCGUCCAAUAUAAUCAAAACUAUGUUUAGACUCAAUGAGUGUAUAUAUUAAUAUUGGUUGGACUAUUCUAAAUUUGAAUAAAUGUUAAGUUUGUUUUAA